Messenger RNA from Lepus europaeus (European hare), 3986 nucleotides. It is a transcript of the gene MCOLN2, whose product is annotated as mucolipin TRP cation channel 2. Bases 48 to 1748 code for a protein of 566 amino acids. The record is from RefSeq and is a predicted model, not a curated record. Gene Ontology annotation, cellular component: plasma membrane; lysosomal membrane. The transcript is spliced from 14 exons. Gene Ontology annotation, molecular function: NAADP-sensitive calcium-release channel activity. NCBI's taxonomy places the organism in Eukaryota, Metazoa, Chordata, Mammalia, Lagomorpha, Leporidae.
GCCGUCCCGAGCUCGGUGUGCUCCUCCUGCGACUCGUGGGCUAAGCUAUGCCUGGAGGUGUGGAGACGAUGGACCUACCCGCGUGGAACCGAGCCUUGGGCCUGUCCCAGGGCCCUCGCCACAGAAAUGCAAUGGCGCAUCUUGAUUCUGAGGUGAAAGAAGAAUGCCUGAGGGAAGACUUGAAGUUUUAUUUCAUGAACCCUUGUGAAAAAUACCGAGCCAGACACCAGAUUCCGUGGAAACUGGGCUUGCAGCUUUUGAAGAUAGUCAUGGUCACCACACAGCUUGUUCGUUUUGGUUUAGGCAACCAACUGGUGGUCGCUUUCAAAGAAGAUAACACCAUUGCUUUUAAGCAUUUGUUUUUGAAAGGAUACUCUGGCGUCGAUGAAGAUGACUACAGCUGCAGCAUAUAUACUCAAGAGGACACCUAUGAAAGCAUCUUUUUUGCUAUUGAUCAGUAUCAUCGUCUAAAGAACAUCUCCCUGGCCACCCUUGAUUACGGGGAGAAUGAAGAGCAUAGGAUCGGCCUGAAAGUCUGUAAGCAGCAUUACAAGAGGGGGACGGUGUUAUCGCCCAACGCCACACUGAGCCUUGAUAGCGACGUCGAGAUAGAUUGUGUCCAGUUAGACCUCCAGCUCCUUUCCCAGAACCCGCAGGACUGGAAGCAGUCAUCAUUCUUCACCCUGGAGUUUGAUCGGCUCCUGCAAGUGGACAUCUCCUUUCGUCUCAAGGGCAUUGACCUACAGACCAUUCGUUCCCGAGAGCUGCCGGACUGCUACGUUUUUCAGAACACGAUCACCUUUGACAACAAAGCUCACAGUGGCAAAAUCAAAGUCUAUUUUGACAAUGCCGCCACCAUCAAAGAAUGCAGAGACUUGAACAUAUCUGGAUCCAUUCAGAAGAACACCCAGUAUGUCCUGGUGUUUGAUGCGUCUGUCAUUGCGAUUUGCUUGGCAUCUCUCACUCUGUGCACCAGAUCCAUUGUCCUCGCCCUGAGGUUGCGAAAGAGAUUUCUACAGUUCUUCCUGGAGAAGUACAAGCGACAUGUGUGUGACGCUGACCGGUGGGAGUUCAUCAACGGGUGGUAUGUCCUGGUCAUUGUCAGUGACCUCAUGACCAUCAUUGGAUCCAUACUGAAAAUGGAAAUCGAAACCAAGAAUCUCGCAAAUUAUGACCUGUGCAGCAUUUUACUUGGGACAUCUACGCUCUUCGCAUGGGUUGGAGUCAUCCGAUACCUAGGUUAUUUCCAAGCGUAUAAUGUGCUCAUUUUAACAAUGCAAGCCUCGCUGCCCAAAGUUCUUCGGUUUUGUGCUUGCGCGGGUAUGAUUUACCUGGGUUACACCUUCUGCGGCUGGAUCGUCUUAGGACCCUAUCACGACAAGUUUGAAAAUCUGAACAUAGUCGCCGAAUGUCUGUUUUCUCUGGUCAACGGGGAUGACAUGUUUGCCACGUUCGCACAGAUCGAGCAGAAGAGCGUCUUAGUGUGGCUGUUCAGCCGCCUCUAUUUAUAUUCCUUCAUUAGCCUUUUCAUUUAUAUGAUUCUCAGCCUUUUUAUUGCACUUAUCACAGAUUCUUAUGACACCAUAAAGAGAUACCAACAGAACGGGUUUCCUGAAACGGACCUGCAGGAGUUUCUGAAGGAGAGUGGCCGUGAAGGGGAGCAUCAGAGAGAGCCCUCAGCCUUCCUGUCCUGCACCUGCUGUCGGAGGAGGGAAGGAAGCGAUGACCACUUGAUACUUAUUAACUAAAGUCCUCUUGCCAAGGACAAUUAAGUUUCAGGCUUCCUUAGGCAGUGACAAUGCAGAGGAACCCCAUACGGCUUGGACCAGCAGUUCCAAAAGGAUUGUCUUAUUUAAUUGUGGGUUGGAAAAGAGGAGUGGCUGUCAGCUGUCUGGCCACAACUGAAGUUCCACAGUUGCUUUUUAUAAACUUGGAUGAUGAAGAAUAGACCACAGGCUACUACCCGGCACUGGUGCAAUUGAACCGUGAUAAUGAAAUUCUCUACUCGUUUGUUAAUGAUGGCAUGAUUGGAAAAAACAGCACAUUUCAGAGGAUGCCAGUCAGCGGUAUCGGUUUAAAUCAUCAAGUAAGGUUUCAUUGUCAAAGUGAUGGUUGGGUUUGAAGACAUUUGUCUGUUCAGCCUGCACAGAAGCCAAGGUUGCAAUAGCAAAUUAGAGCGUCUUAGCUGGACAGCCUUUCAGUGGUCCAGAGGUCACAGUCACAUCAGAAAAAGACUCCUCACAGUGAGCAUGUCUUGCCUACUUUAUUCUUCAGCAUAAUAGGAAGCAACCUUUGGCCUGGACGGUAGGAUGUGUAGGAAAGCGUCAUUUGGCUGUCUUGUCACGUGUGCUAAUUGUUGAUUGUCCACUCACGACACGUGGAACUAAACUGUUGGCAGUGGUGAGUCAUUUUAGUAAUGAAACUCCUCUGUGGUGGGAAUUUGCUUUUCUCAAGCAAGGAAAUACUUUCCCCCAAUAAAUUUAUUUUUUAUCAUACUAUAUGGCACUACUACUUUCAAAAAGUGCAAUAUCUUUUAACAUCUACCCAGUAAAGGUUUUUGAUCACAAUUUCAUUAACCACUGGUCUCCAAGAAGGAUUUUUCACUUUCUUGAAAGCAGUAAAGGAGACACAGGAGCUCAUAUUGAAGUUAUUCAAUAGAUGCUUAUGAUUAUGAUUUGUGAGGUUAAGAUCAUCUCAUGUAUAGAAUUAUUCCAUACUUGAGCUAUCUCGGGAGUCAGCUACCUUAGAUUUAUUGAUGAAGAGCAGAAUUUGAAUGAAUUGGACCCUCAUCCCAGGGCUGUCCUUGUCUUUCCCUGGCUUUAGCUGUGGCCCUCUCCCUGAAGCCCCUCACCCAGACUUCUUCCUCCUCUCCCCUUCCUGUCCUUGCUCCCAUUCUUCCUACAUGUGUCCAAACCAAAUCUGUGCAGAGCAAAUAAUCCUAUUAAUAACAUUAAAGUUUGUGAGAGAGUAAGGGAGUCAUGUUUACACACAGAAUACUUUGCUAAAUUUACCAUUUUGGGGGCAGGCAUUUGCUGUACUGGCUAAGAUGCUGCUUGAGAUGCCCUCAUCCCGCAUUGGAGCACCUAGGUUCAAGUCCUGGCUCUGCACCUCAUUCCAGAUACCUACUGAUGCACACUCUGGGAGGCAGAAAUUGAUGACUCAAGUAGUUGGGUCCUUGCCACCUAUGUGGGAGACCCUGAUUGAGUUCCUGGCUCUUGGUUUCAGCUUAGCCCAACCCUGGAUGCUUUAGGCAUUUGAAGAGUGAACCAGUAGAACAGAGAUCUCUGUUUGUGUGUCUGUCUCUCUGCCUUUCAAAUAGGUAAAAUAAACAUACUUUAAAAAUAAAAUUAUUAUUUUAGUUAACUUCCUUUUUUCACACACAUAAAAAGUCAAGAGUUUUGUUAGAUUUUUAAACUAAAGGCCAUUAAACUGGUGGUUCUGGGGUUAUUUGCAUGACACCAGAAUCAAAUAUGUAAUUAUAGUGCUUAGUAACUUCUGGGUAUAUCCCUGUAUGCUUAAGUCUCUGACUUAUUGUGCAGCUGUGACUGCCAUUUAAAUAGAAGAUUCAUGAUGGAUUUCCACACUCAUGUCAUUCUUUUAUUGGCUUUCAUGUUUCCUUUUCUUUCUCUUCCCUACAGCUUGACAAAACAAAUUCAGGAAGAAAAAUAUUUUUCAAGGUCACCUUGCAUCAAUGGAAACAUUGUUUUCUCCCUUUUAAAAUAAUUUCAAGCAGUUUACAUGUAACCAACUGAAUUAUCUAUUUGGAUUUUAUUGAAAAAUGUGUAUCAUAACUCUGCUAAUAGACUAUGUCUGGGAUAAACAAUCUUCUCUCCUAUCAUAGGCCUCCACUUGAAGUAUUCAACUGCAAUACAUGUUCUUUCUGCCUAUUGAUUUCAUUCUGAGAACUCUAAUCCUUGUAGGAGUUACCUCUUUGGCUUGCCAAAGCCAGAUGCACAUCUUAACCCUGUAGGCUUCUGGCUGGGAGA